AUGGAUGUAAAGUUACAGUCAUUAGAAGCAUUAGAGAAGAAAGUAGACAGUUUUGAAAAUGAGUUGAAAAAAAUUUGGCUUCAUGUGCAUGACAGUACUAAAAGUAAUGAUGAAAAAGUUAUGAAAAUUGAUGAAAGAGUACAAAAUGUUGAGUUUGCCGUAGUCGAUAAGGAUGAUCAAAUCGAAAAACUUUUAAAUGAGAACAUUAAAAUGAAAGAUGAAGUUGUAUAUUUAAAAUCACAAUCAAUGAGAAACAAUUUAAUCUUUGGUGGAAUUAAAGAAGAGAAAAACGAAAAACCCGAAGAAACGGAACGUAUACUUCGAAAUCACCUGAAAGAAAAGUUAAACAUGGCUGAGGAAUAUGUUAAGUCACUACAAAUUGAGCGUGCCCACAGAAUGGGUGUUCAAGGGCAUGACGAAAGAUCGUUUUGUAAUCGCAAAAUUGUUUGCAAAUUUACAUAUUUUAAAGAUCGGGAGUUCGUCCGAAGUAAAAGAAAGCUGCUCGAAAAAACACCCUACUUUUUACAUGAACAGUUUCCCCCAGAAGUUGUACAAAAACGACGUAGCUUAUUUCCUAAACUGAAAAAGGCCCGAGAGGAAAACAAAACAGCAUGGAUUGCCUACGACACGCUGUUCGUCGAUGGUAAACCAGUCAAGUCAGCCUAG
This is a messenger RNA of Ruditapes philippinarum (Manila clam), 666 nucleotides long. RefSeq lists its product as uncharacterized. The coding region runs from base 1 to 666 and encodes 221 amino acids. NCBI's taxonomy places the organism in Eukaryota, Metazoa, Mollusca, Bivalvia, Venerida, Veneridae. The transcript has a single exon. The record is from RefSeq and is a predicted model, not a curated record.